AUGAAAGAUUUAGACCAACUUCACUUUAAAACCAAUGUCAGAGACCAUUUUAUUGCUGCAGCUACUCAUUUACUUAAUAAAACUAUAAUCGCAUCAAGUGCAACUACAAAACAUUUUAAAUGCUUAAAGCCAGAAGAGCGCAAGGAAGAAAAAAGUAUUCGUAGCAUAAUAAAAGUUGCUCGAUUAUUACCUCUCAAAAUAUCUGAAACAGCAUUAUCUGACGAAUGGUUGCUACUUCAACUUGACUCAAAUUUAAUUACAACAUCAAACAACUCGUCACGUAUUGAUUGUUAUUGGAACAACAUAUUUAACAUAAAAAAUGCUAUUAAUGAAUGUAAAUAUCCUCUUAUAACUAAAGUCGUUAAAGCUGUCCUUUCUCUUUCUCAUGGAAGUGCAUCAGUAGAGCGAGGGUUUUCCAUAUCUGGACAAAUUAUUACUCCUGAUAAAGUCAGAAUGAAAGUCAAAACACUUAACGCUAAACUUAAUAUAAAAAGUGCUCUAAGAGCUUAUGGUGGAAAGGCUGAACUAAUUCCAAUCACUAGAGAACUUUUAACUGAAGCACAUUUUGCAUACAGAAAGUAUAAAAGUAAUUUAGAAGAAGAAAAACGUACGGCAGAAAGAAAAGAAAUUGAAAAAAAAGAUAUAGAAGAAGAAAAGAAAAGAAACCAAUUAUUAAACGAACAACUUGUUAAAUCACAAAAAGAUAUUAAGAUAUUAGAAGAUAAAUACAAAGAAGCCAAGAAAAAUGAAGUUUCUCAGAAGAAUGUGGCUGAAAAAAUGAUUGAAGAAGCUAAUUUAAGAUUAAAGAAUGCUGUAAAGAAAAAAGAGUUCAAUGAAAUACAGAUAGCACAGGCUAUGUUAGAAGGAGCCCAAACUCUUCACAAAGAAUAUAAACUGAAGGAAGAAGCUUCUGCAGUUAUUAAAAAAAAAUUGAAAAAAGGAAAAACAACCUUAUUUCCUCGUUUAUCGAAAAAAAACAACGCAAAGAUUAAAAUUUAUUUCGUUUUCAGUUAUUUUUAUUUGUUUGUUACAUUACUAUAA
Molecule: messenger RNA, 1041 nt
Organism: Macrosiphum euphorbiae (potato aphid)
Lineage: Eukaryota; Metazoa; Arthropoda; Insecta; Hemiptera; Aphididae
Source: the annotation of a GenBank genome assembly